This is a messenger RNA of Colletotrichum chrysophilum, 2073 nucleotides long. RefSeq lists its product as uncharacterized. The coding region runs from base 1 to 2073 and encodes 690 amino acids. Gene Ontology annotation, biological process: proteolysis. NCBI's taxonomy places the organism in Eukaryota, Fungi, Ascomycota, Sordariomycetes, Glomerellales, Glomerellaceae. The transcript is spliced from 3 exons. Gene Ontology annotation, molecular function: tripeptidyl-peptidase activity; serine-type endopeptidase activity. The record is from RefSeq and is a predicted model, not a curated record.
AUGCUCGUUUUGGAUGUCUACCACCAGACAAACAGCCCACAGGAUCCCAUUGAAACCGGUUUCGCAUUCGUCGUGUCUGGAGCUGGUACCUUGCGUCAGUGGGGUGACGACGACGAAGACGAGUGGGAAGACACGAUGAAGUUUAGUGCUGUUGCGACCCUUCUCACCGUCCUUGCGGCGGUGACCUCCGCCAACCCAGUGACACGGUCGCACAGGCACGUCGUGCACGAGGAGAGGCACCCUGCCCGACGGGAAUGGGUCAAGAACCACCGGUUACACACCAUGGCCAGGCUGCCAGUCCGGAUUGGUCUCGCUCAGUCAAACCUUCAUCGCGCAAACGAGUUCAUGAAUGAUGUGGCGCAUCCCGACUCCCCUAAUUACGGCAAGCACUGGACUCAUGACGAAAUCGUCGAAAUGUUCGCUCCGAGGCAGGAGUCGAUAGCUUUGGUCAUGCAAUGGCUCGAAAGCGAAGGUAUCCACCGGAGUCGCGUUGCGCUCUCCAAGGGGCGCAACUGGGUUCAGUUCAACGGCACCGCGGGCGAAGUCGAGAGACUCUUGAAAACGGAGUACCACGUCUACAAGCACGAGCAAGGCCACACCCACGUUGCUUGCGACAAGUACCAUCUGCCGGAGCACUUGGUCGAUCACGUCGACAUCAUCACCCCCUCAGUACACUUCGACCAGAAGCUGGGGCAGCAGCGCAAGAACACCAAGCACGAACUCACCGAGGAGCAUGUUGAGGAGCUCAAGAGGCGACAGCUCAAGAAGCGUGAGCUCACCAAGCGGGGCAUUAAUGGCAUCAAGAACCCCUCAAUCGUGGGUAACCCGGACAGCGGAGCCGGGCCGAAGCAAGGUGCUGUCGUUCAGAACGCGCUCAUGAGUCUCGAGCAAUGCGACAUGAUGAUCACCCCGGAUUGCCUCAGAGCUCUCUACGCAACCCCGCCAGGAUCGCUGAAGAAUUCCAACAACACGCUCGGAAUCGUGGAGUACACCCCGCAAGCCUUCCUCCAGAGUGACCUGGACAUGUACUUCAAGGAGUUUGAGCCUCGUCUUGAGAAGACGCCCCCAAUCGUCACCUUGGUUGGAAACGCCGUCGUCCAGACUCAGAAUCAGAGCUUCCGCUUCAACGGAGAAUCUGCUCUCGAUCUCGAAUUUGCCAUGGCCAUGAUCUUUCCUCAAACGGCUACUCUUUACCAGGUUGGUGACAUCAACCAAGGCGCAAGUUUCAACAACUUCCUGGACGCGAUUGACGGCAGCUACUGCACCUUCCAAGGAGGCGGCUCCAAGGAUCCGAACAUUGACGGACAGUACAGCAACAAGGUCUGCGGCUCGGCGCCUAUGGUGAACGUCAUUUCUACAAGUUACGGCUUCAACGAGGCCGACCUCGGUCGCAAGUACGUUGAGCGCCAAUGCGCUGAGUACAUGAAGCUCGGCCUGCAGGGUGUCACGGUUUUGUACUCGUCUGGUGACUCAGGCGUCGCUGGAAACGGGAAGCAGUGUAUCGACUCGCAGACUGGCGCCUACAACGAGGGUGCCAACGGCAUCUUCAACCCCUCAUUCCCCGGCGGAUGCCCCUGGGUCACGUCCGUCGGCGCUACCCAGGUCUUGGAGGGCUCAACUGUUCACACCCCCGAGAGCGCUUGCCAGAAGGCCAUCUUCUCCGGUGGCGGUUUCUCCAACUAUUUCGCCAUCCCCGAUUACCAGAAGAAGAUGGUCGGAGAGUACUACGCCAAGAACGCGCCGCCCUACGGCGGAGAUCGCUAUAACAACUCCAAGGUUGUGCGUGGCUUCCCGGACAUUGCUGCUAACGGCGCCAACUACGUGACUGCUGUCAACGGCAAGUUCUCGUUGUCGUUUGGUACUUCAGCUUCCGCGCCAGUUGUCGGCUCCAUCAUCAACAUGAUUAAUGAGAAGCGCAUUGAGGCCAACAAGAAGCCCGUCGGUUUUAUCAACCCUACCCUCUACGCUCAUCCCGAGAUCCUCAACGACGUGACCAACGGAGACAACCCGGGCUGCGGCACAAAGGGGUUCUCUGCCGUGCCAGGAUGGGAUCCUGUGACUGGCAUGGGGUAA